Messenger RNA from Rotaria sp. Silwood1, 498 nucleotides. The record is from the annotation of a GenBank genome assembly. NCBI's taxonomy places the organism in Eukaryota, Metazoa, Rotifera, Eurotatoria, Philodinida, Philodinidae.
AUGGCCGAGAAUGCUGCCCAUGAUCAUGAUGAUGAUGAUUUCCAGACUGGUGAUGCCGGAGCAUCAUCCACUUAUCCUCAACAAUGCUCGGCUUUACGAAAAAACGGCUUUGUCAUGUUAAAAAGUCGUCCAUGUAAAAUCAUGGAAAUGUCAACAUCAAAAACAGGAAAACAUGGACAUGCUAAAGUUCAUUUAGUUGGUAUUGAUAUCUUUACAGGUAAAAGACAUGAAGAUAUUUGUCCAUCAACACAUAAUAUGGAUGUUCCAAAUGUCAAACGUGUUGAAUAUUCGUUAAUUGAUAUUGAUAAUGAUGGCUAUGUAUCACUUAUGGAUGAUAGUUCGGAUACACGUAGUGAUAUCAAACUUCCAGAAGGUGAACUAGGUCAAGAAAUAAAAAGCAAAUUCGACAGUGGUGAAGGUAUUAAGGUUACUGUACUUCAAGCACUUGGCGAAGAAGCAAUAAUAACUUGCAAAGUUGAACAAGAUUCAAGAAAAUAA